AUGAAGAGUUUUUGCCUCAAAGUUUCUUUUCUUUUAAUGUUUACUCUUAUUUUAACAGGUUGCAUAUUUUCUGAAGCUCAAAAAUGUCGACCAAACGGUAGAAUAAGAGGAAAGAAAGCUCCAUCAGGACAAUGCAACAAAGAGAAUGACUCUGAUUGUUGUGUUAGGGGAAAAAUGUACACAACUUAUGAGUGUUCACCGUCGGUGUCUACUCAUACUAAAGCAUAUCUCACUCUUAAUAGCUUUGAGAAAGGUGGAGAUGGAGGCGGACCUUCAGCAUGCGAUAAUCAGUACCAUUCUGAUGACACCCCUGUUGUUGCACUUUCAACUGGGUGGUUCAACGACAAGAGCAGGUGUCUGAAUAAGAUUACUAUAAGCGCUAAUGGAAAAAGUGUGGAAGCCAUAGUAGUUGAUGAGUGUGACUCUACAAUGGGGUGUGAUGAAGAACAUGAUUACCAACCUCCAUGUCCAAACAACAUUGUUGAUGCAUCCAAGGCUGUGUGGGAAGCUUUAGGUGUGCCUAAAAAUCAAUGGGGUGGCCUUGACAUCACAUGGUCAGAUGCUUGA
Messenger RNA from Vicia faba (fava bean), 567 nucleotides. The record is from the annotation of a GenBank genome assembly. Lineage: Eukaryota; Viridiplantae; Streptophyta; Magnoliopsida; Fabales; Fabaceae.